This is a messenger RNA of Saccharomycopsis crataegensis, 1557 nucleotides long. RefSeq names its product Ask1p (gene ASK1). Gene Ontology annotation, cellular component: mitotic spindle pole body; DASH complex; mitotic spindle. Gene Ontology annotation, biological process: attachment of spindle microtubules to kinetochore. Lineage: Eukaryota; Fungi; Ascomycota; Saccharomycetes; Ascoideales; Saccharomycopsidaceae. The record is from RefSeq and is a predicted model, not a curated record. Bases 1 to 1557 code for a protein of 518 amino acids. The transcript has a single exon.
AUGUCCAAGAGAAAGAGUAUUUUUGAUAACCUAAAACGAUUAUCUACUGUUCCUGAUAAAAAGGAAGCCUCUCUUGAUGAUGAUAUUCUUCAACUAGAAUCAAUUGAUCAAGAAAUUUCAAAGACGCUAUCGUUAAUCCAUUACAAUAUUGACGCUUGUAACAGCAUCAUUACCAAUAAAUUCCUCCCAGUACUUAUGAACUAUCAUGCAAAUUCAAGAGAUAUCAAUAAUAGCACUCGUUUCCUAAAGAAUCUUUUUGAAAAUAGUUUGAAUGUCAAUAUCCAAGUGCAGAAAAAAUAUGAUGAAAAUCAGAAUCACAAUGAACUGGCAACACAUGAUAGCAAAAGCGGCUCGACAGAGAUACUGGUAUCCUCAUCAAUUUCGAAUUUAAAAACUCUUGCCCAAAAAGUGAAUGUUAAUGAUUCAGAAAGCUUAUUAUCUGAAACCAUCUUAUCAAAUGACUCCAGUAGGAUUGAUAUUCAAAAGCUGAUGGAAAGAUUUCAUAAACUUAACCAAAACGCCAAUAAAAUUAUCAAGCCAACAUCAUCUAUAGACCAAGAGAAUUUCAAUGAUCUGUAUGACGACAGUAAUCUACAACUCACUCCAACUGGAAAAAGAGAACUUAAUAGUGUUUUUGCAAACCGAAAUAGGACAAAUGAAUCAUCAACAGCAGAUUUCAUUGCCAACAACAACUCAAUCAUAGACCAAAACACAUCAACCUUUACGUAUGAAAAGCAAAAUAACCAGAAAUUAAAGGUGCUACCUGAACUUCUACCUCGCAAGCGACCUGGUGACGAAGCGACUUCGCCAUUCAAGAUUCAAAUAUCCCCAAUAAAAAAGAGACAGCGAAUGCCUAGCAGUCCUACGACACCAAAAAGAGUUGUAGGAGCACGAAAAUCGUCAGCUGCGAUCUUUGAGAAACUCAACAUUGAUGAUUCUCCAGAUGACAUUCCGAAGACUCCAGAGCUUACGUAUUUGAAAUUUUCCCCCCUCAAAAUGAAUAACAAAUCAAAUGCUUCCAUGAACCCCGUCACAAAAACGGUAGAUAAACCACACACAUCGUUUGCUUCCAUUUCAGCUACUACGCUAGAGAUACCACAGCUUCCUUCAUCUCUCAAUCUAGAUGAUACCAUGGGUAGUAGUAAUUACCAAACUCCCCAGCCGCCGCUGUUCUUUGAUUCCUCCGUUGAAGGAAUCGUAUUGAAAUCGCCGCCGACUCUGAUGAAGUUCGCUCUCCCCAAGCUGAAGUCCCUUAUUGUAAAAUCCCCAGUGAAGGCUCUUGCAAAGCGAUAUACUAAAGAUUAUUUGGAUAUGGAAUUAGACGAUGAUGAGAGUCAAGAGUUGAUGAGUUUUGAAUUGCGAAAUAAGCACUACGAAGAAAAUGAUAUCGAUUCUACUAAGGAGAGUACUAAAGAAAAUACUGAAGAUAGUAUCAAGGAGAAGCAUACUAAAAAAAAGGACGACGGUACUGCUGAAGACAAGGAAAAUGGGAUUGUUAGUGGGAAUAAUUACGAAAAACUGGUAGAAUUAGAUGAUUUUCAAGAACCUGAAGAGUAA